AUGGGGAACCUUGUGAGUUAUUACAUUCGAAUCGAAAACUUCCAUGUUGUGGUCUCUUUUCAGCUUUCCUGUAUUUUUCGGCAAUUUCGCAUCGCGUUCAAUUCAAUACUUCUCCUCAUUUUGCGAUUGAAAGAUGUAAUUUGGUUGAGCUUUUCCUACAAGGGAGGUCAUUGAAAUUCAGUUUUCCGGAAGUGGUCAGAACACAUUUUGAUAUAAAAGAUAUAGGCUCUAAAAGGACCUGCGGAAUUCCUCCAAAUUCUGAGAAAGGACACCUCAAAGUCAUAAAAACCAACCGAAACCAGGUCAUUUUGAUAUUGUGAAGAACUUUUUUUUUGAAUGGAAUUUUUGCAAUUAGAGUUUUUCAGAAGCUGUGGAAGAGUAAUCUGGCCAAUUUUCGAAAACGAUUACCUCCCUUGGUUUUGUGUUUCUUAAAACCUGGUAGUAUCUGAAAAAAUUCUAAAAAUUAUUCUGCGAAUUACAGUGGUGCUGUCCUUCUGACAACAGCAACCGUAACGACGAGGAAAAUGAAGCAGAAAGAAUUAUCCGUAGACAUCAGAGGGACCAACAAAGACUUCAGGAAGAGCACGAGGAAAGACUGAGAGCUCUCGAACGUGCCGGGUAUGACGAGAUGGAAAGAAGAAGAGAAAUUGAGCGACAGGAGCGGGAAAAUGACGAAAACUUGAGACAGCAAGCUCGAACCCAACGAAUUAGAGAAGAAAAGGAGCAGGAAGCAGCUCGAAAGGCCCGGAUGGAAGCUCAGAAUGAAGAGCACCGCAGGAAAAUGAGAAAACUCCAGGAAGAUUCCGACAAAAAGAUAGCCGAGCUGAAAUGGAACUCGGAGCAGAAGUCGGCGAGAGACCUGCAGGAGUACCAGGAAAACUGCAGAAGAACUCAAGAACUUGAGAGAAAACGUCAGGAAGAGUUCGAAAGAGAUCGGGAUUCCUGGCAGGCUGCGGAACAAGCCAAAGAGGCUCGUCAUCAAGCUGAUAUGAGAUCGAGAGACGAGAGAAUGGCUCAGGAGCAGCUGGAGCACGAGAAGAGAAUGAGGAAGAUCAAGGAAGAUGCGGAAGAAGUUCAGCGGGAGCAGUAUCGACGUUGGGAAGAACGACAAAAACUGGCCAACGCUCAGCUCCGGGAGCUCUUCGAAAUGGUUCUCCAAAGACGCUGGAAUCAGAUGAUCGAAAAUCGGUGGGCGAAUCAGCUAUGCUUCCUUCGAGGCGCCAACCGACCUGUCGCCAGGGAGUUCCGAGAUUUGCACCAGCAGGUGAGAAGCCUUCUCAACAACUGGAAGAUCACCUGACUAGAGAGAGAAUAAAGAGCUGCUCAGCUAGCACAUAUUUAUGGAUGAACUUGAGAAAAAUUGACAAAGGAUGCAAUUUCAUUCUACAUUUUGGAAUCUUUCCAGCCCAAAAAAUGGAUAACUUUCAGACUACCGAAAAUAUAGAAAGGAGGGUGCUACGACAAGAGCGAGUUUUUCAUUUGCGGGGAGUACUGUAUGCGGAAAUGCGCAUUGAGUGCAUACACUUUGAGUUUUUUUUCGAAUAGUUUUCAACUUUUUUUUCGUUUUUUUCAAGAUUUGCAUUUUUCUCGAGGAUAUUUGCACGAUAAAAACCGUAUCAAAAAAAAAUUGAAAAGUAUUGGAAAAAAAAAAACUCGGAGAUGUCCUAAAAUGAAAGUGUAAACACGCAAAGUGUAUGCACGCAAUGCGCAUAUCCGCAUACAGUACUCCCCGCAAAUGGAAAACUCUUUCUUGUCGUAGCACCAAAAGGAGAAGAAUGAGUGACGGAAGUUGACAGUUUCAGACGAAAUAAAAACCAGCUUGUCCUACUGAAUUCUUAAAAAUUGAAAAAGAGGCACUUUCUAGUUUGUCUGCAUUUUCCACCUUCUUUUCUAAAGCUUCUAAUUUAAUGUGAAUUUUUAGUUCAACGCGACUGUGUUGCAACAAAACAAAGAGAAGAAUCUUCAAUAUAUAGCGGUAAACUAAUUGAUUUCCAACAAUUUCAAGUUGAAUUCGAUUCAGAUGUCAGUGAAUGUCGUGAUUUCGGCACUCGACAAUGAAAUCGAAACAAUGAAUAGAGAGGAGAGCGUUUAGAAGAUUAUUAUAGACAGACGGGCGCCGAGUUCUUGCGGGAAAUUCAGGUUGGAUCAAUUGAGAAAAAAAAGGAGUUUUUUUCUUUCAGAGAAGCACCGACGACGUUGCCGAAAAGUGCCAGGCGCUCAAAACCGCUCUCAUAAGUUUCCGUGGCGAAUGUGUUAGUUAUCCUCUUGGAAGUUCGGCGAAAAUGAUCCGAAUUUUAGGAAAGAGGUACCGCCAGUUCUCUAGCUACUGCCAAGUCUUUGGCAGACGAUCUUGAACGAAAUGUCGCUAAAAUUCCAACGAUUCACCAGCUCAAAGAGAAAUUCGAAGGCUCGUGGAAUAAUCCGGCCAGAGAAGAUGAUUACCAAGGGUCCAAUGUUUUCAUUACUGAAGUCAUCGAUUGA
Molecule: messenger RNA, 2481 nt
Organism: Caenorhabditis auriculariae
Lineage: Eukaryota; Metazoa; Nematoda; Chromadorea; Rhabditida; Rhabditidae
Source: the annotation of a GenBank genome assembly